GCAGGCUCUGAUCAAAUGGGCAGAAUGGAGCUGUCGAAGUGAGUUCAGACUAGUCUCUUCAGGGCUGAACUUCUCUCCCUUGCAAUAUUGUUUGGGGUGGUGCUGCCAUUUAUUUUUGUGGGUCUGGUCUAAACAAACUCCAGUCCCUUAUAAAGACAGGAUGACUUGUUGGCUCAGUUCAACUCCUGUUCUACUGGGGCUAAAAAGCUUGCCAAAGAGAGGAGUGGGAGGCUCAGAAACAGCGUGCUGAAGGAAGAGUUGUCUGCCCUAAUCUCAGAAUGUCUGAAAUGAGAGUGGAUGCAACAGGGGACUGUCUCACGGAAAUGACAGGAGAUUUCAUUUCUCAGUCUGACACGAAGAGCAACUGCAGCAGUGCAGACCGGGCACCCUCCAACAUAAAUUCUGUGGUCAUCUGCCAAGCAGUUUGCAGAAGUAUCUUCGGCUCUAGCACAUCUUCAGCAGCUGAGAGGGUUAGCCUGAUCCUGAAACAGGAGGAGAAUGAAGAAGCAAGCUGUCCCAUACUAUUUAUACAGCUUUCCGAGCUCUUCAGUACAGCUGAAAGACAGGAAUGGAGGCAAACUGCCAGGUGGAUAAAAUUUGAAGAAAAAGUAGAAGAUGGAGGAGAACGUUGGAGUAAACCUCAUGUCACAACUCUGCCCCUUCAUAGUUUGUUUGAACUUAGGACCUGUAUAAGAAAAGGAGCUGUUCUUCUAGACUUGGAAGCUCAUAGUUUUAAACUAAUAGUUGAGAAAGUGAUUGAGGUCCAGAUAGAGAAACAGGCCUUCAAGCCGGAACUUUUGAAGAAACUUGCCUAUAUCUUACUCCUCAAACCUUAUCAUCAUGCAGCCAAAUCUCAGCUGAAGAUGCUGUUUGAGAUGGGCAUGUCCUUUUGUGCUGAUAGGGCUAACAGACAUUCAGAUGCAAGGUGUGAGGUCUCAGAGGUACCAUUAAUGGAACAGCUAAACAAUCGGUUUAAAAAGAAAAUUCCAGCUGGAACCGAAGUGGCCAACAUUCUUGUAGGAGAAAUCUCUUUCCUGGAAAAGCCCUUCAUUGCUUUUGUGCGCCUGCAAAAGUCAGUGCUUCUUGGAAGCUUGACUGAAGUUGCUUUUCCUAGCAGAUUCCUCUUUAUUCUGUUGGGUCCCAGAGCCAGAUUGAAGGCCUACCAUGAAAUUGGGAGAGCGAUGGCAACUCUCUUAACAGAUGAACUUUUUCAGAAAAUUGCUUGGAAAGCAAAAGAUACUGAAGACCUCAUUGCAGGAAUUGACGAGUUUCUGGAUGACCUGACUGUCUUACCACCAGGCAAAUGGGAUCCAACCAUUCGAAUUUGUCCCCCAAAAAGUUUGCCCUCGCCACAGAAAAGGAUCUCCAUGCGCAUCCGUGACUGGAGUCCUCAGGCUAAUGGAAACAAAUCUGCCAUGGAUGAACGACAGGCUCACGGGCACCCGUACUUAAGUGAAGAGCUGGAGAAGACUGGAAGGCUCUUUGGAGGGUUAUUGAAGGAUAUUCAACGAAAAGCCCCUUGGUAUGGCAGUGACUUCUCUGACGGCCUCAGCCUCCAGUGCCUCUCAGCUAUCCUCUAUAUCUACCUGGCUACAGUCACCAAUGCAAUCACCUUUGGAGGAAUGCUGGGAGAUGCUACAGAUAACAUGCAGGGUGUCCUGGAGAGCUUCCUGGGUACUGCCUUCGCUGGUGCAUUUUUCUGCCUAUUUGCUGGGCAGCCUCUCACCAUCCUGAGUAGCACUGGGCCUGUCCUUGUCUUUGAGCGCCUUCUGUUCUCCUUCAGCAAAGACCACAGCUUGGAUUAUUUAGAGUUCCGCCUCUGGAUUGGCUUAUGGGUGGCCUUCUUUGGCCUUAUCCUGGUGGCUACCGAAGCCAGUUACCUGGUGCAGUACUUCACACGCUUCACUGAGGAAGGCUUCUGUGCCCUCAUCAGCUUCAUUUUCAUCUAUGAUGCGGUGAAGAAGAUGCUGUCCCUGGUGGAACAUUACCCCGUCAAUUGGGAGUAUAAAAUCAAUGACAUCACCUUGUAUAGCUGUACCUGCAAUCGGACUGAGACAGGCAACUCCUCUGUCCUGAACCAGACCCUGUUCUCUAAUUUCAGCAGUUCUGAACAGCAAUCAGAUGUGGAAUCUGGGAACUGGUCCCUCCUGACCAAGGAUCAGUGUAUACAACUAGGGGGCCAUCUAGUGGGCAACAGUUGCAACUACGUGCCUGACAUCACUUUCAUGUCUUUCAUUCUUUUUCUGGGAACAUUGUCCUGUGCUAUGGCCCUGAAAAAAUUUAAAUCAAGUCGCUAUUUUCCCACUGGUGUAAGGAAACUAGUGGGUGACUUCUCCAUUAUUCUGGCUAUCCUCAUCUUCUGUGGAAUUGAUGCUGCUCUUGAAUUAGAGACACCAAAGCUUAUUGUGCCAAACACAUUCCAGCCUACAAAUCCCAAGCGAGAUUGGCUUGUGUUUCCAUUUGGAGCAAAUCCCUGGUGGAUAUACUUAGUGUCUUCAGUACCUGCCAUUCUAGUUAUCAUCCUCAUCUUCAUGGAUCAACAGAUAACAGCUGUCAUUCUCAAUCGCAAGGAAUAUAAACUGCAGAAAGGGGCAGGAUUUCAUCUAGAUUUCCUCUGUGUUUCCCUACUGAUGAUUGUUACAUCGUUUAUGGGCUUGCCCUGGUACGUGUCCGCCACAGUCAUAUCUCUGGCGCAUAUGGACAGCCUCAAGAAAGAAAGCACUACUAGUGCUCCAGGAGAACAGCCAAAGUUCCUUGGAAUCAGGGAGCAGAGAGUAACAGGAUUGGUGGUCUUUAUUCUCACAGGAUUGUCUGUGUUCCUUGCUCCUGUGCUCAAGUUUAUCCCAAUGCCUGUGCUGUAUGGCAUUUUCUUUUAUAUGGGCAUAUCUGCACUUAGCAGUAUUCAGUUCAUGGAGAGACUUCAACUCUUGUUGAUGCCUGCUAAACACCAGCCAGACUUCAUUUAUCUACGCCACGUUCCACUAUGCCAAGUGCAUCUUUACACCUUCAUUCAGAUCUUCUGCCUUGCUGUCCUGUGGCUCAUUAAGUCAACUGCAGCUGCCAUCAUUUUCCCUUUAAUGCUGCUGGCUCUAGUGGGUAUUCGGAAGGCAAUGGAAUACAUCUUCCCUCUACAACAUCUGAGUUGGUUAGAUGAUAUUAUGCCAGAAAAAGACAAAAAAGAGGAAGAAGAAAAGCUGAAGAGGAUACAAGAUCAGGAUGAGAGCGACAAUGAAGAUUCUGAACUUAUGUACCAAGAAAAAGGACCAGAGAUCAAUAUCUCUGUGAACUAGAUGAAGAGGUAUCUAUCAGUUGACAAGCCAAAGAUGAACAUGGAGGGCUUCAAAUUUAAGCAAGUUGGCAGUGACACAUCUAACAAGAAAGACUUGCAAGAAAGAAAGAAAGAAAGAAAGAAAGAAAGAAAGAAAGAAAGAAAGAAAGAAAAGAAAGAAAAGACAACAGUUACACAAAGUAAUUAUAAGCUUCUAGACAAGACUCAGAAAAGUUGGAUCAUGCCCAAAAUGGGGAAGAGCAAAGAAAAUAAAGGAUAUGUUUGGACCAGUAAGUGGAUUUACAUUAUGCCUAUUCAUGUUAUCAAAGAAGAAGAGACUAGAAAUAAAAGAAGGGUAUAGGAUAGUCCUAAGGAUGCUAUGGCCUGGAUAAGAAUAGUUUUAUUUCAAAAUGCAUACUGUUAUUAAGUUCUCUAAUAACUAACACAAAGGCUCACUUUUAAACUUCUACUAGGAAAUUGGUGGCAUUGCAAGAAUCUACUUUCUUGGAAAAAAUUUCCCUGUCAAUAAAUAAGCGCAGGCUCCUUCCCUUAUUAUUAGGGAUGCCCAGACAAAGGUGCUCAGAAUAUUUUGCUCCUGAUAAUUACUCCAGUUUUGUCUCAGCUGGGCCAUCACUAUACAAAACAGAACAAAAUAGAAACCCUGACACAAGAUUUCUAGUUACUUCAGAUAUGUAUAAGGUGUGUGUGUGUGUGUGUGUGUGUGUGUGUGUGUGUGUGUGUGCGCGCGCACACACAUUCUUAUAUUCAGAAAUCUGGCUGAGUUGAGGUCCUGAAGAAAAAGUAAUUUUGAACCCUGUAAAAACCAAAUAUACAUGUACAAAUUUUGUUUUAAGUGUAUUCUCCGUGUCUGUACUAGAUGCAUUGCCUUUAGACUUUCACUGGUCUGAACAUUUUGCAUGAUAUAUAUAGCAAUGGUCAUUUGCAGUGAUGAA
Molecule: messenger RNA, 4221 nt
Organism: Crotalus tigris (Tiger rattlesnake)
Lineage: Eukaryota; Metazoa; Chordata; Lepidosauria; Squamata; Viperidae
Gene: SLC4A9
Product: solute carrier family 4 member 9
Exons: 22
Coding region: 279-3290 (1003 amino acids)
Biological process (GO): transmembrane transport; monoatomic anion transport; regulation of intracellular pH
Cellular component (GO): plasma membrane; basolateral plasma membrane
Molecular function (GO): solute:inorganic anion antiporter activity; sodium:bicarbonate symporter activity; monoatomic anion transmembrane transporter activity
Source: RefSeq, a predicted model, not a curated record